Molecule: messenger RNA, 1313 nt
Organism: Topomyia yanbarensis
Lineage: Eukaryota; Metazoa; Arthropoda; Insecta; Diptera; Culicidae
Product: vitellogenin-3-like
Exons: 2
Coding region: 115-1260 (381 amino acids)
Biological process (GO): lipid metabolic process
Molecular function (GO): lipase activity
Source: RefSeq, a predicted model, not a curated record
UCUAAGUGAUAGUACCGCUCCAGCCAGUUGCAUGUUUUUCAAUCACAUAAGCUGAUAAAGAAUGUGCGCCACUGCAAAAAUAAGCAGCAUUCAAGUUCAAGUUCUCCGAAAAAGAUGAAAUUGCUCAGUGUUUCGUUACUUUUGGUAUUAUGUUCAGCAGUAGUCACUGACUGUAAACCGUUCGAGUUAGUAUCCAACAUCUAUAGCACGGUAUCAGACGUUGUGAAAGCAAAGCUUAGAAUUGGUUCCCGAUUGAUUUCUAACGUUCCAGUCCUUUUACCCAGCUUCGAAGAAAUCAGCGAAUUCGGAAAGCAAACGAUUUUGAGUUACCCACUGGAAGCCAUAACCGCAGGAAUACACACAUUUUGUUCGGCGGCGGUGGCAACGAAUGGUACCGAACCGUUAUUCGAACCCGACUUGAGUAGGAUGAAUUAUGUACUAAUGACCGAUAGCGGAAACUAUUCAUACUCGCUUGAUCAUUACGAAGAAUUGUGGAACAGUUCCUUCUUUUCACAUCAACUGAAUACGGUAGUCCUCGUGACUGGUUGGUUGACAACUAUCAACGAUGCUAACGAGGCAGUAGACGCUCUUUAUAAAGCAUAUCGAACUAGAGGUACGAUAAACUUCAUAGUGAUCGAUACAGCUUCGCAUCUUAACACUUUGUACACGUGGUCAUCGUUCAACACCAAUAACUUGGGAGAGUCUCUUGGUGACGGUUUAGCCAAACUGGUACAAUAUGUGCCAGUAGAGUCAAUUCAUUUGAUCGGGCAUAGUUUGGGAGCACACAUUGUCGGAGCUGCAGGACGGCGAUUCCAAGAAUUAAAAGGAUUUAAUCUACCUCGAAUCACAGGCCUGGACCCGGCAAAUCCUUGCUUCAAUGAGGGUGAAAGUUUGUCUGGAUUAAGUCGUGGCGAUGCCGACCUUGUGGAUGUGAUUCACAGUAACGUAAGAGUUCUGGGGAAACGUGAUCCGAUUGGCGAUAUUGACUUCUAUCCUAACGGGUUAAAUUCAAUUCAACCGGGAUGCUAUACCAUAAUCUGUUCGCAUAGUCGUGCUUGGGAAUAUUACGCUGAGAGUGUCUAUCCGGGAAAUGAACGUAAUUUUAUUGGGGUUAAAUGCAACGGCCUUUCUGCGCUUAUCAGUGGACUAUGUCGACGACAAAAAGCUGUAAUGGGUUACGCUGUUAGUAACAACGUCAGAGGAAAUUUUUUCUUGCGCGUUAAUUCGGAUGCUCCUUUUGGAAGAAAAGAUGUUUAUUAAACGCAGGCGAUAUUGGAAUGAACGUAAACCAUAUAGGAUCAAUAAAUCUUCAA